This is a messenger RNA of Prunus avium (sweet cherry), 675 nucleotides long. The record is from RefSeq and is a predicted model, not a curated record. NCBI's taxonomy places the organism in Eukaryota, Viridiplantae, Streptophyta, Magnoliopsida, Rosales, Rosaceae.
AUGAUUAUUACUGGGAAUGAUAAACAAGAAAUAUAUCAGCUACAAGACUAUUUGGCUACUGAAUUUGAGAUGAAGAAUCUAGGUGGACUCACAUAUUUCUUGGGGAUUGAGGUGGCCCGAUCACAACAAGGCAUAUUUCUUUCUCAAAGGAAAUAUGUCUUGGACUUGUUGACAGACACAGGAUUGCUAGAAUGCAAACCUGUAGACACUCUUAUUGUUCAUAAUCAUCAUCUUGGAGAAUACCCGGAUCAAGUUCCAACUAACAAAGAAAGAUAUCAAAGGUUAGUGGGAAGAUUGAUCUACUUGUCCCAUACUUGGCCAAACAUUGCUUAUGCAGUGAGCAUCGUCAAUCAAAUUAUGCAUUCUCCGAGUGAAGACCACAUGAAUGCAGUUCUUUGGAUGCUUAGAUAUUUGAAGUCUGCACCCAGAAAAGGACUUAUGUUCUUAAAACAUGGUUAUAUGAAUAUUGAUGCUUACACAGAUGCAGAUUGGGUAGGAAGUAUAACAGAUAGGAAAUCCACAUACGGUUACUUCACAUUCGUGGGAGGUAAUUUGGUUACAUGGAGGAGUAAGAAACAUAAGGUGGUCGCCUUAUCUAGUGUAGAAGCCGAGUUUAGAGGUAUAUAUGACCAAAGGAAUUUGCAAACUCAUUUGGUUAAAGAGGUUGCUUACUGA